CGGUCGCGCACGAUGGAAGCCCCGCGGACCGUCGAGGACGUGUUCGAUAACUUCAACGCGAGGCGGGAGGGUCUCAUCAAAGCCCUGACCACCGAAAACUCGUCGUUUUACGACCAAUGCGACCCGGAUAAGGAGAACCUGUGCCUGUACGGCAACCCCGACGGGACUUGGGAGGUGCAGCUCCCCGCGGAGGAGGUCCCGCCGGAGCUCCCCGAGCCCGCGCUCGGCAUCAACUUCGCCAGGGACGGGAUGCAGCGCAAGGACUGGCUCGCGCUCGUGGCGGUGCACUCGGACGCGUGGUUGAUGGCGGUCGCGUUCUACUACGGCGCGAAGUUCGACGCGAAGGAGAGGGAGAAGCUGUUUAAGAGCAUCAACUCGAUGCCCACGGUGUACGAGGUCCUCUCCGGGAAGGCGUCCGCGGGGAAACCGAAGGCGAACAAGAAGGCCGCGGCGGCGACGGCGCCCGCGAAGAAGGCGCGGAUGGACGACCUCCCGGUCGUCACCGCGGCCGGGCUCCGGAAACCCUCCCCGGGGUUCAUCCUUCCCGCGGACGGGAACUUGAACGCGCUGAACAACGCUCGCAUCGAGCUGUUCUGGCCGGACGACGGGAUGUGGUACAGCGCGGAGGUGGUGUCGCUGAACAACCGCGCGAGGAGCGCGAAGGUGCUGUACGCGACCGGGGACGUGGAGACGCUGUCGAUCGACGAGAUCGCCGCGGAGGGGCACCUCAACGUGUGCGAUCAGUGAGCCCUGAAUCGAUCGAUCGAUGGAGGAGACCGAGACCGACCGUUCCCCACGCGAUGCGACGACCCCGCGGCGCGUUGAACCGUCAGUCACUCCUUAAGGACAGACAGGACCUGACGCGCCCCACCACCUCGCCGGCGUGUUUUAGGCACGCGGCGCCCUCUGUAAUACCACGACGCCAAAAGAACG
Molecule: messenger RNA, 933 nt
Organism: Micromonas pusilla CCMP1545
Lineage: Eukaryota; Viridiplantae; Chlorophyta; Mamiellophyceae; Mamiellales; Mamiellaceae
Product: alfin-like protein
Exons: 7
Coding region: 13-747 (244 amino acids)
Biological process (GO): regulation of DNA-templated transcription
Cellular component (GO): nucleus
Molecular function (GO): histone binding; transcription coregulator activity; transcription cis-regulatory region binding
Source: RefSeq, a predicted model, not a curated record